AUGGGUCUUACAGGCAUUCGCACGGCCAUGAAGGUCGAUCGGAACAAGCCUGCAGGAGAACAGAAUGGUUUGCAUCAUUGGGCUAUUCCCUCAUGCGCGACAGUCAAGAAUGGCGAAGUCGUCAAGAUCGAAUGUGUCGACUGGACCGGCGGGCAGAUUAAGAACGACGAUUGCGCCGAUGACAUGCGCGACAUUGACUUAACCCGUGUGCAUUAUCUGACAGGGCCCUUCGAGAUCGAAACCGCCCAACCAGGUGAUGUGCUGCUCGUUGAAAUCCAAGACGUACAGCCAUUCCAAGACCAGCCGUGGGGAUUCACGGGCAUCUUCGACGCGAAAAAUGGCGGUGGUUUCUUGGAUGAGCACUAUCCCCAUGCAGCAAAAGCUAUAUGGGAUUUUGAAGGCAUCUUCUGCUCAUCCCGCCACAUUCCUCACGUCCGCUUUGCGGGAUUGAUUCAUCCGGGAAUCCUAGGCUGUGCGCCUUCUGCUGAGGUCCUCGCUGAGUGGAAUCGACGCGAAGGUGAACUUGUCACUACCCAUGCCCAUUUGGAUAGGGUUGUCGCGAAGCCGCCCGAGCCCGUUAAUGUCCACGCAGGCAGUGCCAGCGGCGAUAUCAAGGCGAAGGUGGGAAGGGAGGGAGCGAGAACUAUUCCCGGCCGCCCCGAGCACGGCGGGAACUGCGACAUCAAAAACCUCAGCCGCGGCAGCAAGGUAUAUCUCCCAGUGCACGUUCCCGGCGCCAAAUUCUCCGUCGGCGACUUGCACUUCUCGCAGGGCGAUGGCGAAAUCUCCUUCUGCGGCGCCAUCGAGAUGGCCGGCGUAAUCACCAUCAAGUUCAACGUGAUUAAAGGCGGCAUGGCGCACAUGGGCAUGAAAUCUCCCAUUUUCCAUCCGGGCCCCGUUGAGCCGCAGUUCGGCCCCGGUCGCUACUUGACCUUCGAGGGCUUCAGCGUCGACCAUACCGGCAAGCAGCACUACCUGGAUGCGACGAUUGCGUACCGCGAAACCUGUCUGCGAGUGAUUGAGUAUCUGCGCCGUUACGGCUAUGACGAUUACCAAAUUUAUCUGUUGCUUAGCUGUGCGCCUGUCCAGGGGCAUAUUGCGGGGUUAGUGGAUAUUCCCAAUGCGUGCACGACCUUAGGGGUGCCGAUGGAUAUUUUUGAUUUCGAUAUUCGCCCUGAGUCUGAGGUUGUGAAGAUGGAUAUGGGAUCCUGUGCAUAUACAAGUGAUAAGAUGAACAAGUAA
Messenger RNA from Histoplasma mississippiense, 1242 nucleotides. RefSeq names its product formamidase. Gene Ontology annotation, molecular function: hydrolase activity, acting on carbon-nitrogen (but not peptide) bonds, in linear amides. The record is from RefSeq and is a predicted model, not a curated record. Bases 1 to 1242 code for a protein of 413 amino acids. The transcript has 5 exons. NCBI's taxonomy places the organism in Eukaryota, Fungi, Ascomycota, Eurotiomycetes, Onygenales, Ajellomycetaceae.